Messenger RNA from Nycticebus coucang (slow loris), 3804 nucleotides. It is a transcript of the gene HKDC1, whose product is annotated as hexokinase domain containing 1. Gene Ontology annotation, cellular component: mitochondrion; cytosol. Gene Ontology annotation, biological process: glycolytic process; glucose 6-phosphate metabolic process; intracellular glucose homeostasis. NCBI's taxonomy places the organism in Eukaryota, Metazoa, Chordata, Mammalia, Primates, Lorisidae. Gene Ontology annotation, molecular function: fructokinase activity; glucokinase activity; ATP binding. The transcript is spliced from 18 exons. The record is from RefSeq and is a predicted model, not a curated record. The coding region runs from base 190 to 3012 and encodes 940 amino acids.
GGACCAGAGAGAGAGGGGGCGAAGUUUAAUCAUUGAACCAAGCGGGCUGGAAGUAUUUCUUUUGUGAGAACACCUAGCUCCCCGGCAGGCCUCCUAGCCUGAGCUGGAAGUGCGCCGUCCUUUGGAGGUGUGGGAGGAACACUGCACAGAAAUCUCUGCCCGUCUCAGGAGAGACCUAACUGGGGGAAAAUGUUCGCAGUGCACUUGGUGGCAUUUUACUUCACCAAGCUGAAGGAGGAUCAGAUCAAGAAGGUGGACAGGUUCCUGUAUCACAUGCGGCUCUCUGAUGAGACCCUUUUGGACAUCAUGGCACGGUUCCAGGUCGAGAUGGAGAGGGGCCUGGCCAAGGACACCAACCCCACAGCCUCAGUGAAGAUGCUGCCCACCUUUGUCAGGGCCAUCCCCGAUGGCUCGGAAAAAGGGGAGUUCCUUUCCUUGGAUCUUGGAGGAUCCAAAUUUCGAGUCUUGAAGGUGCAAGUCUCGGAAGAGGGGAAGCCGCAGGUCCAGAUGGAGAGUCAGUUCUACCCAACGCCCAAUGAAAUCAUCCGAGGGAACGGCUCAGAGUUGUUUGAAUAUGUGGCUGACUGUCUGGCAGACUUCAUGAAGACCAAAGACUUGAAGCAUAAGAAACUGCCCCUUGGCCUGACCUUUUCUUUCCCCUGUAGACAGACUAAAUUGGAAGAGGGUGUAUUGAUUUCCUGGACAAAGAAAUUUAAGGCCCGAGGAGUUCAAGACACAGAUGUAGUGAGCCGCCUGACCAACGCCAUGAAAAAACACAAGGCAGGCUGCAAGAUGCAGGGAAACUCCUUCUUCCCACCCUCUGAUGCCCUCUGGCCUUCUGUCCAGCAGGACCUGGAUGUGGACAUCCUAGCCUUGGUCAAUGACACCGUGGGGACCAUGAUGACAUGUGCCUAUGACGAUCCCUACUGUGAAGUUGGUGUCAUCAUUGGCACUGGCACCAAUGCUUGCUACAUGGAGGACAUGAGCAACAUCGACCUGGUGGAAGGCGACGAGGGGAGGAUGUGCAUCAACACGGAGUGGGGGGCCUUCGGGGACGACGGGUCCCUGAAAGACAUCCGCACCGAGUUCGACAGGGAGCUGGACCUUGGCUCGCUGAACCCGGGGAAACAACUGUUCGAGAAGAUGAUCAGUGGCCUGUACCUGGGGGAGCUUGUCAGGCUCAUCUUGCUGAAGAUGGCCAAGGCUGGCCUCCUGUUCGGUGGUGAGAAAUCCUCUACUCUCCACAUUAAAGGAAAGAUUGAAACACGGCAUGUGGCUGCCAUGGAGAGGUACAAAGAAGGCCUCGCCAAUACAAGAGAGAUCCUGGUGGAUCUGGGCCUGGAGCCAUCCGAGGCCGACUGCAUUGCCGUACAGCACGUCUGCACUAUCGUCUCCUUCCGCUCAGCCAAUCUCUGUGCAGCAGCCUUGGCAGCUGUCCUGACGCGCCUCCGGGAGAACAAGAAGCUAGCAAGGCUCCGGACCACUGUGGGCGUGGAUGGAACUGUCUACAAAAUACACCCUCAGUACCCAAAGCGCCUGCACAAGGUGGUGAGGAAACUGGUCCCAAACUGUGAUGUCCGCUUCCUCCUGUCAGAGAGUGGCAGCACCAAGGGGGCCGCCAUGGUGACCGCAGUGGCCUCCCGCGUGCAGGCCCAGCGGAAGCAGAUUGACAAGGUGCUGGCUCUGUUCCAACUAACCCGAGAGCAGCUUGUGGAGGUGCAGGGCAAGAUGCGGGCUGAGCUGGAGUAUGGGCUGAAGAGGAAGACCCACCCACUGGCCACUGUCAAGAUGCUGCCCACCUAUGUCUGUGGGAUGCCAGACGGCACAGAGAAAGGAAAGUUCCUUGCCCUGGACCUGGGGGGAACCAACUUUCGGGUCCUCCUGGUGAAGAUCAGAAGUGGGCGGAGGUCAGUGCGGAUGUACAACAAGAUCUUUGCCAUCCCCCUGGAGAUCAUGCAGGGCACGGGGGAGGAGCUGUUUGACCACAUCGUGCAGUGCAUUGCCGACUUCCUGGACUACAUGGGUCUCAAGGGAGCCCAGCUGCCUUUGGGCUUCACGUUUUCAUUUCCCUGCAGGCAAACGAGCAUUGACAAGGGAACGCUCAUAGAGUGGACCAAAGGUUUCAAGGCUACUGACUGUGAAGGGGAGGACGUGGUGGACAUGCUCAGGGAAGCCAUCAAGAGGAGAAAUGAGUUUGACCUGGACAUAGUUGCAGUCGUGAAUGACACAGUGGGGACCUUGAUGACUUGUGGCCAUGAAGAUCCUAAUUGUGAGAUUGGCCUGAUUGCAGGAACAGGCAGCAACAUGUGCUACAUGGAGGAGAUGAGAAACAUUGAGCUGGUGGACGGGGAUGAAGGAAAGAUGUGUAUCAACACGGAGUGGGGGGGCUUUGGAGACAACGGCUGCUUGGAUGACUUUCACACGCAGUACGACGCAGAGGUGGACGAGGGGUCUUUGAACCCUGGCAAACAGAGAUAUGAGAAAAUGACCAGCGGGAUGUACCUGGGGGAGAUUGUGCGGCAGAUCCUGAUCGACCUGACCAAGCAGGGACUUCUCUUCCGAGGGCAGAUUUCAGAGCGUCUCCGGACCAGGGGCAUCUUCGAAACCAAGUUCCUGUCCCAGAUCGAAAGUGACCGACUGGCCCUCCUCCAGGUCAGGAGGAUCCUGCAGCAGCUAGGCCUGGACAGCACCUGUGAGGACAGCAUCGUGGUGAAGGAGGUGUGCGGAGCAGUGUCCCGGCGGGCGGCCCAGCUCUGCGGGGCUGGCAUGGCCGCCAUAGUGGAGAAAAGGAGGGAAGACCAGGGGCUUGAGCACCUGAAGAUCACCGUGGGUGUGGACGGCACCCUGUAUAAGCUGCAUCCUCACUUUUCUCGGAUAUUGCAGGAAACUGUGAAAGAACUAGCCCCGUGCUGCGAUGUGGCCUUCAUGCUGUCGGAAGACGGCAGUGGAAAGGGGGCAGCUCUGAUCACUGCCGUGGCUAAGAGGUUACAGCAGGCAUGGAAGGAGAACUAGGAACCCAGCCUUGGGCCUGCUGCACCCUGGACACUGACCAGUUAGUCUUUCCUCUAGCAAAUGAGUUGGUCAGAGACCAAAGGACAACCUCCUAGAUGAUUUCACCUUGUGGAUGGUUGAAAGAGAACCCCAGGCUCUCGGGCACUCUUAGCGUCUUGUGGCUGGCUUUGCAUUGACAUUACAUGACAUCUGUAUUUGCUGUAUUUGGCCAAAGAUGGGUCAGCUUGUGAAAUCAAACUGUCCAUCUUGAGAGAUCCCUUCCAGAAAAUUUUCCACUGGAGGCCUGAGCUGUCAGUUCUCUGUGGCUUUUGGUCCUGUGGCUGCUGGACUUGGAAACCUACAGAGGCUACUCAUGUGGGCCUGGCUGGGAUGUCCCACUGGGACAUCUAAGCCAUCUGUUAUGGUAGAUCAGGCCCUCUAGUUCCAGAUGAACUUUUGAGAGGAAGAGGGACUCAUGUAAUGAUCUGGGGUGGGGGAAAUCUAAUCUAACUUGUCCUUAACUUAUCAUGUUGACUUCAAACCUAAGAGAGAACAAAGACUUUGGCCUAUCCAGCCCAGGCCGCAGAGGGCUGAUUGUCAGGGAGCCCUGUGGCAUUCAUUUCAUGCUCAGAGUGAGUUAUGCUAGUACCCUGAAGGUGCUUAUUCCUUCAGGAACAUGUGCUAUGGGGUAAGGUGCUAUUUGGGGCAUUUGCUUUUCAUUUUAUAAGUGGUUGUGUUGCUGUGGAUAGUUGUUUUAAGGACCGUUAGGUGUAUGAAAUUCAGUGAAUUAAUAAAAAAUAUUUGAUUUUCCAA